Molecule: messenger RNA, 4911 nt
Organism: Seminavis robusta
Lineage: Eukaryota; Bacillariophyta; Bacillariophyceae; Naviculales; Naviculaceae
Source: the annotation of a GenBank genome assembly
AUGAUGAAUUGCAAUAAUGGCGACAGAGCCAAGAUUGGCAACGGCAACCACAAUAAUAGGAAACCACGAAAACAACGAAUGCAUCGUAUUGUGCGAUCCUUGGUGAUUCUGUUUGCAUUUACAGCUUGCGUGGGCAAUUAUGUGUGGUUAUCACGGCAGCAUCAUCAUCAUCAAUCCAACAAUAAUGAAGAUGUGAUUGAUAUACCCAACCAUGAUAAUAACAACAACAACAAUAGCAAUCGGACGAUUGGUAUGAAGAACAUGGGAAGGAGGGAGAAAGCUGCCAAGGCGUUGGGAAUCCGGGACCACAAGGCGCUGCUACAGAAUCGAAUACUCAGCCAAGAAGAAAAAAAGGGACAACUGAAAUCAUUACGACAGCAUGGCCCUAAGGGGCAUGUACCAAAGGCUACCUCAUCCAAUGUUGGCAGCAGCUUGAGUCCCCAGCCCAGCAAAUUAGUUUCUCGUAUCCAAGCUACCAAGGAGGGAUCCGUUGCCCCAAAACAACAAGAGAAACCAAACAACAAUCAGCAACAACAACAAUCUCUGUCGCCAGCCGAAACGCAACAUCUUGCAACUACCAUUCAUCAGAAGAAUCAAACCCAACCAAAAGUAGUGUUUCAAGGUGGACCCGUCAAAGUUCCCAAGAAGAAGAAGAAACGCGCGGCUCCCUUGGCCCAGCCGAAAGUGGUCAAGGAUGAAUCCAUCAAAACCAUUCUUAAGUAUGCACCGUCUCGGAUACCGGGAUAUUUUACCAACCACAAUGACACACGGAUUCUCUUUGGACAUGUCAUGAGAGAAUUUACACGACGCAUCAUGCCUACCAGAGACCCAUACAAUCCAACACAGAGUGGCACCAUAUUGGUGAUAUCUCCUGAUGCGACAGAGGUGGUCCAGAUGUUGCAAUCACAACCACAAGGCACUUCUUCUUUAUCCGCGGAACAAGAAGGAGAGCUUCGACGACAGAUUCGGCAUACCGUGGGUGGGUGCACGUUGAUUCAUGCCCACAAGCAAGGACAUGCCUAUCAUGGGUUCAAUCAUACUACCAGCACUGCUCGCUUGAAGGAUUGGUGGCAGCAAAGCAACAAAAAGAAUCUAGCUGGUGGAAAACAUCCACAACCAACGGAGGCGCUCCUGUCAUCACCACCCCACAAUCAUCACUUGCUCUUGGCCAUGAUUGAUCAUGGCUUGCAGACAGACGAGAUUUUGAACAAUCAGUCUGGUACUCACUUUCUCCAACAAUCCAAUCCACGCUAUAUCGUUCUGAGCAUUGGUGCCUAUCGCAAUGGAACAUUCUACGGUCAACAAGCGGUACAAACCUUGCUCAAGCAUCAUUACAAGGUCAUGAUUUUGUCAUUGUCUCAUGUGCCCUUUGAUGCCGAUCGACGCACAUUGGUGGCACCCAAUGCACUCCUCACACCACAAUCCACGCCAGCCGUAUUUGACGUGCUCACUAUGGGGGCCAAAAUGAUGAAGAAACCAAUCUUGGGAUUUGUGUUUGCCACGCAAGGUUUUGAUAUGGCCAUUCCUACUGCCACACUGUAUCAACCACAAAUUGGCAGGGGCAGUACCGGAGUGGAGUAUGCCCAGUGUCCCACGACGGGUUUGAACUUGCAAUUGUACAAUUCUCGCGUCGAACAGACACUCACCAAAGCCAAAAAGACCAAAAACAAGGGACGAACGCCCUUUGGAUUGACUUGCCAAGGACAAAAAAUGGCAGCCCCGUAUUAUGACUACACGGCUCCUCGCAAUCGUGAUUCUGUGGAGAAUAAUAAUGCCACAGUGUGGUUUGAUGGAGAGUACUUGUCGACAUCCGAAGCCGUCUGUGUCAAGGCAAUUUGCAGUGGAGAGGGUGAUACGACGAGUGGAGCCAAUGUACCCAGAACAGCAUGUGCCACUCGGAUCCGGGUUCCACAAUCAAAGCAAAAGUUACCCAGCGACACUGUAGUCAUGGAUGACGACAUGGAAGUAGAAUCGGUCCCAAGACGAUUGAUGGAGAGUCGUCCGCGGGCGCGGCCGCCACCACAACAAGUAAAGGCACCUGACAGCCGUGCUGUCAAACAAGAAACCAAACCCAACCUACUCAUGCUCAUGGUGGAGUCCAUCAGUCGACCCAGGUUUGAGCGGUCCCUGGUCAAGACCAACAAAAUUCUGGAGAAACUCAAUUUUACAGCCUUCUCGCGCUACACUGCUAUUUCCAACAAUAGCAGCGCGGCCAAUCAGGCUGCACUGUUCUCCGGAAAGCAUCAUCAUCACUCCGGUGCCAAGCGAGACUGGCUGUGGGAAACAUUAAGAGCUCGAGGAUAUGCUACCCUCAAGGCCGCGGACACGUGUGCGGCGUCGUCAUCCACUAGUACUGCUGCUGACCAUGGUGCCGCGUUUCGUGAAAUGAUGUGCUUUGAUUUUCUCCGACCCAACUGUCUCGGAGAACGGUCAGCAGCCCAACACUUGAUCGACUAUGGCACGCAGUUUAUGAACGUCUACGACGACUUGCAGCAGCCAUGGGCAGCCAUUUUACAAUUUGUUGAUGCCAAGGAAGACUCACAGACUUUGGAGGGGACUCUGGAUGAGCCUCUUUGGAAAUUUCUCUUUGCAAUGCAUCAUGGACGACACUGUGGCAGCAACACCAAGACGCCACCUGCCAACGCCGCCACGAACAACCCCGAACCCCCAGUCCCGUGUUCUGUUUGGGACAAUACCUUGAUUGUUGUCCUAUCCGAUCAGGGGAUGGACUACGGCACUUACGCCCUGUCCCCGCUAGGUUUGAAAGAGAGAUCCAUGCCGGUGCUGGCAAUGCACUUGCCGAAGAAAAGCAUUUCUCGUACCAGCACCAAUGCACUGGAAGCAAACCGACAGCGAUGGACGACACCCAUGGAUGUGUAUGACACGAUAUUAGAUGUACUAGAGUCGAAGGAAGUAGAAGAAGGCGUGGCUGAAGGCUCUCUUGUGCGGUCACUCUCACAAAAUCGAGUGGACUGCAAGACCACCCCUGGAGUGCCUUCUUAUUUAUGCAACAUUUUGCAGCACAAUACAACUGCGGACGCUCUUAUCAUGCAGGCUCCACCCUCAGUGAUGAGCUUUUACGCAGAUGUGCCCCGGGCCAAUAAAGACCCAAGGCCAUUCUGUGAUGUGAAGCAAUCUAAUGAUACCAUUUUCAACAACGAAUCAGAGUGCAUGUGUGCAACAAACAAUCGAUCUUGGCACGAGUGCACACAACACCCAUGGGCACUGGUGAAAAAUGGGACGUCAGGGGACACUUUUUCCAUGGUGGAUUGCGGAGACACUGGUAGGUUAUUUGAAAUCCAUGUCCACCGGAACCCAGAAGUUGUAGAACGGCCCGAAGUCGUGCAUGCAAAGUCGUCCUCUGGGCCACGCCCCAACAUUCUCUUUGUGGAAAUGGACAGCGUAUCCACUGCGUAUGCUGACCGCCACAUGCGAAGGACAAGGGAGCUCUUGUCAACUAUACGCAUGACGAAAAACAGUACAGUUCCAGGUGGCUUUGCUUGCGGUGGGAGCGAGAAGAUAUGCGCUGUGGAAUUCGAAACAGUGUCAGUUGUUGGAGCGAGUUCAAUCCCAAACCAGGUGGCCGUCAUGGGUGGGUGCCAAGUAGGCGUGGGACCAGAGGUAUGCUCGAGUUUGGAGGCAGACGCCCAUAAUCGCUCCAUCUGUACCGAUCCGACCCAUCAAGCUUAUGGCAUGGAACUUGUGAAUCGACUUCGGACAAGUGCGACGUUUUGUCGCGUGGACGAAGCAAACCGAAGCCCGUGGAUAUUCGAUAUUGCUAAGUCUUCUGGUUAUGCGACGCUCUUUGCUGAAGACUUUUGCUACGAUGGGUCCGUCUACGUGCCUCAAAAUAACGUGUUCACUUUGAACGCAGACAUCCUGCCAGCCAAGUUCUUUUGUCGUGUGUCAGAGCUUCGGGCUGCCAAAAUUGAAGAUGGCCCCGAAAUGGUUAGACCAGCUUGGCAGUACACGUACAAACCUUCGCAGGGCAAUCCAGCCUGUGUUGACGAGAGCGGAGGCUACGAAAGUGGCCUGAUAGCACUACACCACAUAGAAUCCAUGUGGGAUACCUACCAAGAUAUCCCGAAGCUUGCCUACAUCAAUGGUAUUGCUGCACAUGCAUACAGAGAGUUCAGAACUAUGGCGGAUGAUGCUGAAACUUACGACAUUAUGCUAUCAUCAUUCUUAAGGCGAAUGAUGGCCAAAAAGGACAUGUCGAACACGAUCAUUGUUGUCCGCGCGGACCAUGGUCUCCAAGCUGGACCAGCCACCCCGGAUUACAGUAUUCAGGUAGAAGCAUUGCGGCCAUGGACAGAAAUCAUCGUUCCGAAAACUCUUGCGGGUCUUUCACUGAGCAACCUUUACGAGAAUCGACAACAGCUGACCACUGGGUUUGACCUCUACAAUACUCUCACGACGGCAAUCGUCGGGACCGAGAAAGGAUUGGUCAAAGAACCGCCUUCUUGGUCUCACCAUCUCUGGAACGAGGUGAUUCCGGACACACGGACAUGCGCCGACGCUCAAGUAAAAUCUGACUAUUGCCUUUACGAAAGCCAGAGAUCUUUCAGUGCUCCCAAUCUACGCUCGUGCAACAUGGUGGAGGACGACCAACGCUUGGUGUGUCCUUUCUUUUCCGAUGAGUUCAAAGAGGAGAUGAGUUCCUCGGUGUCGAAUUUCUUCUACUCGAGCACAAUACAAGAAAAGGUUUGCCCGGCGGAAGCCAAGGAUGCAACUACAACGACGACUAAAUCAUCAUUUGUGGACGAAUGGAACAUGAUUGACAAAAGAGCAACAACCAAACAGCGGCGGCACCAUUGGAGAACCAAGUGUCGUUUCGUCAGGCGUCCAUUCUCAGUGGACUGGUCUCCGAACUGGCAAGUGGAAUUCACAAGUUGGAAAACCGACCUCUGA